CCGGUCCUCCUCUCUCUGUGUCUCGUGCCCUUCAGCAUCACCAUCAGCUCUAACGCCUCAAAGCAGACAAAGCCUCGCACCCCCCUUGAGAUCUUUGGCGUCCCCCCGGGGGGCCCCGGACCCCAGGUUGGGAACCAAGGCUCUAGAGGAGUGAAGGAUCCAUCAUGGCGGUCCAGGUGUCAGAGUCGGACCAGAUCAAACAGUUCAAGGAGUUUCUGGGGACGUACAACAAGGUGACGGAGAACUGCUUCAUGGACUGUGUCAAAGACUUCACCAGCAGGGAGGUGAAGGCUGAGGAGUCCAGCUGCUCAGAGUCCUGCCUGCAGAAGUACCUGAAGAUGACUCAGAGGAUCUCCAUGAGGUUCCAGGAGUACCACAUCCAGCAGAACGAGGCUCUGGCUGCUAAGGCUGGUCUGCUGGGUCAGCCCCGCUGAUCUGGACCGGUCUGAUGUGGACUGAUCUGAUCUGGACCGGUCUGAUGUGGACUGAUCUGGUCUGAGACGGGUUUUGUCCCUGGUUCAAAGAGGAUCUGGACUCUGAGGGUCUGCUGGCUUUAGGCUGAGACUUUAACGCCCCGGUAGGCUUUAGUUAUCAGAUGUUUCCAGCCUUACAUGUUUGAAGGUCAUCUGAAGCUCCGCCUCCAGGUGGGAUGACAUCAUGCUCCUGAACCGGAGUCUGUCUCAAAGCAUCAUGGGAAACUGAGUCACAAAUGUUUGAUUUCUGUAAAUAAAGUUUAGAUUUUUACGUUUGGGCUUUAAAUAUUUGUAACCAGGAUGACUACGAAUAAAGUUUAAAUGAAGUUUAAAUAAA
Cheilinus undulatus (humphead wrasse) is the source of this 810-nucleotide messenger RNA. It is a transcript of the gene timm9, whose product is annotated as translocase of inner mitochondrial membrane 9 homolog. The transcript has 5 exons. The record is from RefSeq and is a predicted model, not a curated record. The coding region runs from base 165 to 434 and encodes 89 amino acids. Lineage: Eukaryota; Metazoa; Chordata; Actinopteri; Labriformes; Labridae.